AAUUUGCCCCUUUAAGUAUAAAAGAAGCCAAAGUAUAUUGCUGCUAACUGAUUAUACAGUUCUCAAAUUGCGACUCUGUUAACUGCAACCGCCUACCAGCAAUCUCUUGGCAACUGCCUGGCAACUUCCUAUGAAAGCCCAUAUCUCAAUCUCUCUCUCUCUCGCUAUCUCUCUGACAAGAUUUUAUGAGUUAGAUGUUCCUUUGGAAACCUAGUCAUCCCCUUCUUGUCUCCCAAAUAAUCUCCCUCCAUCUCGUUGAAGAAAAGCAAAGGGAAGAUCUCCAAGCAUGUUCUCUCUGUCCUUCAACACUGCAGUUGUGUCAGGUAACAUGGAGAGCCAGCAUUCUACUAGACCCGGUAACGAAAUUUUUCUGGCCUUGCAAAAACUCAAGAAAAUUCUGCACCAGAAAGCCAUGCAAUUUUCCUACGUUGAGUUGGACGCUGAUUCCUCGCAAAACAAUCCUUCUGUUGUCAAGAAUUUGAAGAGUAAUAUUAACGCAAGCAGGCUUAAAGCGAUAAAUGAACUGAGAUCGGUAGAAGAAAUAUCAGAGGAUUUGACCUGUCCCCAUGCUGCAAUUAAAGAAGAAGAAGACAGAGGCAUGCAUAAGGUGAUAAAUGGUAGAAAACUAUUAACAGAUUCGAGGGCCUCAAAUUCAAAUGGGGUAGCAAAUUCUUCAAAAGGUAAGGUUUAUAGUAAUUCUCGUGAAGGCAAACAGGUUGUGCAGGAUAGAGAUAUAGAGCAGCUGAGCAAGCGAUUGAAGUUUCUUGAAGAAGAAAACAAAAUAAUGAAGCAAGAGUUUUUUGAGCAAGUGGCAGAAAAGAAAAAGUUGGUGAAUGAGAUAUAUAAGCAGUUCCAGACUGUAUACCGUUGCCUUCAACUUGAAAAUCUAAUAAACGGAGAGGAGACAGGAUUGGAGACUGGCCUGCCAGAAGUAGGAUGGCAAGAUUCAAUGCCAAGCAAUUUCACCAGGGACCCAAGAGCCAAUAUCUUGGCAUUGGAGGAAGUUCCUGAAGGAACAUGGCAACAGGAUCAUGCUCAGAAUGAAUGAAAAGUGUUGGUUCUUAAACCUACACGUACAAUUUGCUGUUGUGUCUUGUGUGCUCGCUGUUUUCUUGCUUGGAUUUCUGAAGAACUUUAGGUAUAAAUAUGUAAAUAUUAAACAAAAUAAGUUAAGAUUCCAUCUUGUAAGAAAGCAUUUGUAACAGACAGGAAAAUCUAGUAUUAUUUGCAAACUACACAUUAGAUUUAUAAUCAGUAAAACAAAGAUUAGAUUUUUGUAAUAAAAAUGGGAGAAAAUGGAAUGGGUUGUUCGUCAUUUUCACCUU
Molecule: messenger RNA, 1325 nt
Organism: Manihot esculenta (cassava)
Lineage: Eukaryota; Viridiplantae; Streptophyta; Magnoliopsida; Malpighiales; Euphorbiaceae
Exons: 3
Coding region: 287-1048 (253 amino acids)
Source: RefSeq, a predicted model, not a curated record